GUCUCAACAUAGUCUAGCAACAUGCCAAGUGUCACGUGUUUAUGAACACUACUUCGCUCUCGUUACUGUCCUGACUAGUCAGCGCCCUCUGGUGCUUGGCAUACUCCGUCGCGUAGAGGUAGACGUCCAACGUCCGUUCCGUGCACUCCGCGAUGAAACGCACAAACGGUCUGACGUCUCCCUCGUUGCCCAACUGCAGGUACUCGUAGUAGAGUGCACGGUCUUGCUUGCGUACGAUAACUGGUGGGUAGCCAACCCGCAUCAAGAGGAGGUUCAUUAAAAGGCGCGCAGUCCGUCCGUUUCCGUCAACAAAUGGAUGAAUGUAGACGAGCUUGUAGUGUGCCAAUGCAGCAUAUUUCACAGGGUGCAGUCUGAGGACUUGUUCCGAGUUUAGCCAGUCGACAAAGUCUUCCAUGAGGUCGUUCAGUUCGCUAGCUCUCGGAGGAGUGUGUUCCCCGACGUAGACCUGCAAAGUGUUCAGACAAGUUUGUAAAGGAUCUUGCAUCUUUGUGGAGCCAGUACAAUGCAUAUUGUCCCUGUCGUCACAUUUUUCAUGACCAUGGUCGUGGAAACAUUUUUCACUUUGCAGUGGAAACUGUAUGCUGGCACCUUUGUUGCGGGGUAAAAGUUUCUUUGAUACACCACUAGGGAGAGUACCCUCACGCACCCUAGCUCUGACAAAAAUAUUUUUGACAGAAAGGAACCUACCUGCGAUUGCCUGAGCAUUCCCGCAUCGAUUGGGUUGACGUUUCCGAGCACUCUUCGAUGCAUUUGCAAGAUAUCGUUGACGGUCAAUAUUCCCUUAUUGACGAGCGUGUUGUUGACAUAUUUUAGUGCCGCUUCCAAACCUAGAAUCUCAUUGUGUUCUAUAAUACUCUUCCCAGGAACGGCCAUACGCGUCUCCACGACCAUACGCGUCUCCGCGAGGGUCAUUGUGUUUCCUUCUAUUGCGACCGUGUGAUGAAUGUGUUGAAAGUAGGCUUCCUUCUUCAUCCUUUUCAGCGACGGAUCGCUCUCCGGAAUCUGGAUGAGGAACAUUCGCUUCUUGUCGAUGCGCGAUAGCUGUUUCUCGUCCAGUUUCUCAACCACCGGAAGGGUGCGCUGUCGAUUGACGAGUGCCUGCGAGUGGUCCGGUUUCACAACCAGGGCUCGCGUGUACAUGUGGUCGGCUUUGAUGAAAUCUUUCUUGUGGUUCUCGAGGAACUCUCCGUACUCUGUGAGAAUGUCUGGAUGGCUCGGGUCCAGGAUCAUGGCGUGCUGAAAGAGCUUGAGGGCCUUUUCGUACUUGCCCAUUUUUGUCAUGUGUCGGGCGGCUCGCAAAGAUGUUGUCGCUUCGACCUCUGAGAGAAAGACAGUAUUGCAGUGGGUUUGUGAGCACACCGCUGAAGCUAGGUAACAAGUACGAAAUCAAUAAAAAUUGUAAGACAAACCUGAGACAAAAAGGGACACACGCAACUCUCGUUACAACUGUUUUACGCGUUGUGCGUGCGAUUUGGAAAAGUAAUCAUUCAGGUACGUAGCAAAUUGGAAGCAUGAAAUUUUCACACUGUCCCGAAAGCAACACCGAUAACAUGAUUCAGUACGAGGCAUACUAUACACACAGCGGUGACAAAGACAUACGUACCAUCCCUUUCUCUUUCUUCAUUUCGUUUUCGUGCUUGCAAGUGGUUAUAAACAUCAAUGUAUUCUUCGUUCACUUGAAUCUCUUGAGAGUCUGGCAAGAAGUUUGGCAAGCUGCGUUUUUCUGCCAGCUCAGUUUUCCCAAUGUACGGCGUCAGUUCUAACUUGGGCGGCAGAACGGGUUGCUUUCGUAACCGCCAUAAGGAAGGAGCCCAGGUUAGAGCUAAACUUACAAGCAACACGACCACUCCUACGAUCACAAACGAGGCACCGAAACUGAUCACAUAUUUCUGCGAUCUGAGGUCCUGGAACAUGAGUGACAUCACCCAGUGAUGUGUAGACAUCACCAUGCUUUCAAAUUUCACAUAAAACCACACGAAAGCGUUGAAAUUCAUCACCGAGGGCUGUGAAAAACAGCGCGGGUAACAUUACUCUGCUGCUUCUACCAAAAGACCAAAAUGACGAAAACAACGCCGACAACGCGUCAGCAUUACGACCCGACACCGGAUGUUGCGUUGUAAUGGCAUGGUUUGUAACGGAGCAGAAAUGGCAUAUAAUCAAAUAGUCUGUUAUUAGACAUUUAUUCGGACUUAAAUAUAUACACAAGUUUGUUUUAAAUACGACAAAUAUUCCAAUAACCGGUAAUAAGUACGAUGAUUUUUUCUUUUUUUGUGGAUUUCAGCUAAUUGGUUUCGAUUUUAAUAUUAUUAAUGCUAACUUUACCUUGCACGAUGAUUAAAACAAAUUAUGUUACAUCAACUUCUCCUUUGAGCAUAAAAUUUUGUAUCUCUCAGUUCUUACUCGAAGUACGAUAAUAUGGCCCUAUAUGUAUGUUUUUAAAAAUGGCGGCAGCCAGUCGAUUGAACCGGUCUCUUGGUGCUGGAGAUGGCAAAUCGAAUAUUCCUAAUAAUUCCCUGCGGAAUGAGGAUGAUGUGGAGUACGAUAUAACGUUCCCAUCGCCUGGAAAGCGCCGGUCGGAUUUUUCGACUGCCAAAGAGCCAGUUGUUUACUUGCUCGGCUGGGCAGGAUGCAAACAUAGACACUUGUCAAAAUACGGGGCCGUCUACGAGGAACAAGGAUGCAUAACUGUCAAGUACAUUGCACCACCCAAGUACUUUUUUCAACCGAAAUUGAGCGGCAGUGUUUUGGAAGACCAUGCUUUCACAUUAGUAAAUCUCAUCGAAGACUUGAAGCUUGAAGAACAUCCAUUAUUUUUCCACGUCUUCAGCAAUGGUGGGGCAUUCGUCUAUUCGCUAAUGAGUCGCCAGAUUCGUGACAGGGUUGAAAUCAUGUCUAAGGUACGUACUACGCGAGACAAAAUGAUUCGGUUUUUCGAAACUCUCGACUUGGAAAUGCAACAUGUCGCCUCCACCAUUUUCUUUUUCAAUCAAUCAACCGAUCAAUCACACCUGGUUCUUGCUUCUACAAUAGGUGGAGCAAGUUUCUGGAGCAGCUCGCCGCACGUGCAGCAUCUGGUUAUGUACAGAGAGCAGUACAUGAAAAGCGUCGUCGACUUCAUGCAGAGUUGUCUCAGUGGGAAAGCCUUAGAGCAAGACAAAGUAGUAGCGCCAUGAUGAGAGAUAUGCCCUAGCUGUAUUCGACGCAGAUAUGACAGAC
Ornithodoros turicata is the source of this 3237-nucleotide messenger RNA. RefSeq lists its product as uncharacterized. Bases 2451 to 3194 code for a protein of 247 amino acids. The transcript is spliced from 3 exons. The record is from RefSeq and is a predicted model, not a curated record. NCBI's taxonomy places the organism in Eukaryota, Metazoa, Arthropoda, Arachnida, Ixodida, Argasidae.